Messenger RNA from Ambispora gerdemannii, 1149 nucleotides. The record is from the annotation of a GenBank genome assembly. Lineage: Eukaryota; Fungi; Glomeromycota; Glomeromycetes; Archaeosporales; Ambisporaceae.
AUGGCUUCAACUCUUCCUAUUUUAUGCCUUGAAGAAAUUUUAGAAAAUCUUCGAGAUGAUUUACCAUCUUUAUUUUCGUGUGUUAUGUCGAAUCGACAUUGGUGUAAGAUCGCCAUUAAAUAUUUAUGGUGUAAUCCUUUUCGCGAAACAACAAAUGAUAAGAUUCUUAGUGCAAUUCCUUUGAUGUGUUUUGAUGAUAAAAAAUUUGUCUUUCCUUAUCUCGAUUACAUCCGAGAAAUCAAUUAUCCAACAUUGUUAGAUAUUACCAAAGACACCAAUGAUGUGCGUUGCAAUCCCAAGGCGAUUUUGGUGUCGAUUGUCAAUAGAGUUAAUACCAAAAUUAUUCGUUUAAAUAUCGAUAAUAUUAGGGAACAACAGCAGCAAAACGACUUUGACGAUUUUCAAUAUUCUGAACUUAGUUGGAUGAUGGAAUUGUUUGAUUUACCGGCUGCUUCGAACUCUUUAUCCCAACUCUACAGUCUGACGAUUUGUAAUCAGAAUGCCAAUGAAGUUCUCAAGGCAAUCGAUAACAAAUUAUGUCCAAAUCUUAUUAGCGAAUUGAAGAUUAUGAUUUAUCAUAAUAGAGGAGAUUGGGAUUUUGAUCCCAGAAUAUUAGAACAGGUGAUUUUUGAUAUUAAUCGAUUGAGCUCUUGGAUACAAUUAAAGAGUUUCACUACACAAUUUGGAAAUGAAAUUGAGGAGGAUGCCCUCUUUGGCAGUGAUAACUUUCUCUUAAAUUUGGCGAAUUGCCUUCCGCCAGUAAUCAUGGACAAUCUAUGUCUCGCUGGUCCCUUCGCAUUUGCUCCGGAGAAUUUGGAUAUUUUUUUCAAUACAACUAAAGCAAGCUUUGUAAAGAUUUCGCUUCCAAAAUCUACAUUAAUUUGGGAUUCGGCUCUUGAAGCCUUUGCUAAAAACACCAAAGGAAUCUUAAAAGAAUUGGAUAUCCCACGUGCUUCCAAAAUAUCAUUUGACGCUUUAUCUAAAGCAAAGUUAGUGAUACCAAAUAUCAAUGUAUCGAUUGUAAAAGGGGAUUCCAACUGGAGAACAAAUAUCGAUAUGCGAUUUGAUGACGAAAAUGAAUUCCAACCUGGAUUCAGGCCAGAAGAUGAUUUCUGGCCGGACGAUGAUUUCUUUGGUGCAUGGAAAUAA